AUGGACAAGUGGUUCUGGCCUCCAUUCUGCCUGUCGCUCCUCAUCCUGACCCUCUUUGGCACCGUGGUCUCCUUCGCGACGUGGCACUGGGCGAAGCAGUCGGUGGCAGUGCAGAAUGAGGUCUUGCGAAAGUUGCUGGAGAGAGAAGCCAACACGAAGUGCAGGAAGAUCCUGCGAGCUGCCUUGAUUAACAGGACGGAGGAGGUGGUGCAGGUGGCCCAGAGGGAGAUGCAGAGGGUGCUGGACGAGGAGUGUCCCGCUCGGCAGAGGAGGGAGAUUAUCAAACCCUUCUUGGUGUCCCGCGAGUUGCUGUCGACUCUGCCUGCGGUGGAAGGUGGUGGCGACGAUGGCGAAGAUGAUGAUGAUGAUGUGUAGUUUUUAUUAUCUUGUGCUUCUUUUUUAAUUUUCUGUUC
Messenger RNA from Penaeus vannamei (Pacific white shrimp), 413 nucleotides. Lineage: Eukaryota; Metazoa; Arthropoda; Malacostraca; Decapoda; Penaeidae. The record is from RefSeq and is a predicted model, not a curated record.